Zingiber officinale is the source of this 1518-nucleotide messenger RNA. Its product is annotated as zinc finger MYM-type protein 1-like. Gene Ontology annotation, molecular function: protein dimerization activity. The record is from RefSeq and is a predicted model, not a curated record. Lineage: Eukaryota; Viridiplantae; Streptophyta; Magnoliopsida; Zingiberales; Zingiberaceae. The transcript has a single exon. The coding region runs from base 1 to 1518 and encodes 505 amino acids.
AUGGUUGAUGAAGCUCGAGAUGAAUCUAAAAAGGAGCAAAUGUCAAUUGUCUUGAGAUUUGUUGACAAAGAUGGCUAUGUGCAAGAGCGCUUCUUUGGAGUUGUUCAUGUUAAAGACACCAUAGCAUCAACAUUGAAAGAAUGUAUCUUUUCUGUCCUAUCUCGUCAUACUCUUGAUGUUCAAAAUAUUCGAGGGCAAGGUUAUGAUGGUGCAAGCAACAUGCGUGGUGAAUGGAAUGGAUUGCAAGCUUUAAUUUUAGGUGAAUGUCCUUAUGCUUACUAUGUUCAUUGUUUUGCACAUCGUUUGCAAUUGGCACUAGUUGCUGCGUCGAAGGAAGUUAUCCCAGUCCAUCAUUUUUUUACCAAGUUAAGCUCUAUUAUCAAUGUUGUUAGUGCCUCAUCUAAGCGUAAUGAUCAAUUAAAAGCCACUCAUGCCUCAAAUAUUGCUCAUUUACUUAAUAUUAAUGAGCUUGAAAGUGGGAAAGGACUUAAUCAAAUUGGUUCUUUACAAAGGGCACGUGAUACUCGUUGGAGUUCUCAUUUGAAAUCUAUAUCUAGUUUGAUAAAGAUGUUUAGUGCAACAUGUGAAGUUUUAUUGAAUAUCAUUGAUGAUGGAACUACACCCGCUCAACAUGGAGAUGCUGACGCAGCUUAUGAGGUGCUAACUUCUUUUGAAUUUGUUUUUAUUUUGCAUCUAAUGAGGAAGAUUUUGGAGAUUUCUAAUUUGCUCUGUCAAGCUUUGCAACUUCAGUCUCAAGAUAUUUUGAAUGCAAUGCAUCUUGUUUCAUCUACUAAGUUGCUCAUUCAAAAAUUGAGAGAUGAUGGAUGGGAUGAAUUGGUUGCGGAUGUGAAAUCUUUCUGUCAAGCACUUAGUAUACCUAUACCGGAUUUCAAUGCUCAAUAUAUUGCAAGAAGAGGAAGGGCUCGCCAUCAACAAGAUGAAAUUACAGUAGAUCAUCAUUACAGAGUUGAUAUUUUUAAUGUAGUGAUAGAUUCUCAAUUGCAAGAAUUGAACAGCAAAUUUAAUGACAACACAGUGGAGUUGAUUAUUCUUAGCUCGGCAUUAGAUCCAAGGGAGAUGCGCAUUUCAUUCAGAAUUGAUGAUAUUUGCAGAUUGGUACAAAAGUUUUACCCCAAAGAUUUUGCAGAAUAUGAGAUGCUACAAUUAAGAAAUCAAUUUGAGCAUUUUGAUCAUGUGCGACAACUUCCUGAUUUUAGAACAUUGACAACUAUUUCUGAUUUAUGCCAAUGGUUGGUGAAAACUAGAAAGUUAGAAAUCUAUCCACUGGUGUUUAGAGUCUUAACACUUAUUCUCACACUUCCAGUUUCUACGGCUACCACAGAGCGAUCUUUUUCUGCUAUGAAUAUAGUCAAGACUAGGCUUCGUAAUAAGAUGGAAGAUGAAUUUCUUAAUGAUUGUUUGCUUGUGUAUAUUGAGAAGCAAAUUGCUAAAAAGUUUAGUAUAGAUUCACUUGUAGAUGAUUUUCGUGAUAUGCAAGAGAGACGUUCUAAAUUUUAA